This is a messenger RNA of Candida dubliniensis CD36, 2268 nucleotides long. It is a transcript of the gene MSS4, whose product is annotated as 1-phosphatidylinositol-4-phosphate 5-kinase. Lineage: Eukaryota; Fungi; Ascomycota; Pichiomycetes; Serinales; Debaryomycetaceae. The transcript has a single exon. Gene Ontology annotation, biological process: phosphatidylinositol metabolic process. Gene Ontology annotation, molecular function: phosphatidylinositol kinase activity. Bases 1 to 2268 code for a protein of 755 amino acids. The record is from RefSeq and is a predicted model, not a curated record.
AUGUUACAAAUAUCGUCAAUUUCACAAACAUUCAAAUUCAAAUCUAAAAAUUCUACAUCUUCACAGUCACUAAAUCAAUCUAAGGAUACAUCAGAUACAUUAAACAUUCUACUGGAAGAGCAACAACAACAACAAUCCUUGUCAUCAAAUAUGUUAUCCACAAUUGGUCCAUCACCACGCCCCCCUCUGGACCAUUUCCAUAAUAAUUCAUCCAAGAGUGAUAAAAACUCAUCCUCUUCUACUCCAUUUCAAACACAACCAUCAGAUGAUGAAUUAACUAUAAAAUUACCUCUAUUAACAUCAGAAAAUCUACUUCAGCGGCAAGAAGAAGAAGAAGAAAAACAAGUACAAGCCCAAGAAGGGAAUCCAAUUGAACAAUCAAGCAAUACUAACAACAAUAUCAACAACAACAACAACAACAACAAUGAUAAUGAUAAUCAUUGCUCUCCAUCAACACCAACAUCUUUUAAAGGUACUAGAUCAGAAACAAAUUCAAAUUAUACACAUGAAACAACUCCAUCAUCACUUGAUCACAAUGAUUCUAAAUCAACAUUACCACCCUCCGAUACUGGUUAUCAAUUUAAUCUUAAAAUAAAUAAUCAUCGUUCAUCAUUUGACAUUGACCCUUUACACAAACCAAGUAGUAACAAUCAUGAAAGUCAACUUCUGGAGACUAAUAAUAAGACUAAACCACAACCACAACCUCAACCAAUUACUGACCCUAUUUUGAUACCCCAAAAAACUAUAACCAAUUCAACAACAACUGAAACACCGAAAAGUAUUCGAAGACAUACUUCACCUAUGCCUUUAAUACCGAGAAGAAGUUUUGAUGUCCAAGUUGGAUCAUCAAAAUUACAAAAACUCACUUCAAGAACCGAUUCUGCCAUUGCUUUGACUCGACAUUCAAUAAAUAUAGAUAGACCAACCAAUAGAAGUACAUUUGGUGGCACUGGUUCACCACGAGCUUUACCUAUAAGUUCAACUCAUGAAAUUCAACGAAUGAGAGAUUCAAUUUUAUUAAAACGACAUAUGAAGAAAAGACCAACUGAAGAAGAUAAAGUUUUGGUGGGGAACAAAAUCAGUGAAGGUCAUGAAAAUUUUGUCAUGGCAUAUAAUAUGUUAACUGGUAUAAGAGUAGCAGUUUCUAGAUGUUCUGGAGUAAUGAGAAAAUUAACUGAUGAAGAUUUUACUGCAACUAAAAAAUUAUCAUUUAAUUUUGAUGGUAGUGAAUUAACUCCUAGUUCUAAAUAUGAUUUUAAAUUUAAAGAUUAUUGUCCUGAAGUAUUUCGAGAAUUGAGACAAAUCUUUGGUAUUGAUCCAGCUGAUUAUUUAGUAUCAAUUACUGGGAAAUAUAUAUUAUCAGAAUUAGGAUCACCAGGGAAAUCAGGGUCAUUUUUUUAUUAUUCAAGAGAUUUCCGAUUUAUUAUUAAAACCAUUCAUCAUUCUGAACAUAAACAAUUAUUAAGAAUGUUGAAAGAUUAUCAUCAUCAUGUUAAAGAUAAUCCUAAUACAUUAAUAUCACAAUUUUAUGGAUUACAUCGAGUGAAAAUGCCAUUAUUUGGUGGUGGUAGUCGUAAAGUACAUUUUGUUGUUAUGAAUAAUUUAUUCCCACCUCAUCGUGAUAUACAUAUUAAAUAUGAUUUAAAAGGUUCAACAUGGGGUAGAAAAACUAGUGUAUUUUCUGAAUGGGAUGAAAAAGAAAUAUCAAAACAUACAUUAAAAGAUCUUAAUUGGUUAGAAAGAAAUCAAAAAAUUCAAUUUGGUCCUGAAAAACGUCAUAUUUUUUUUAAACAAUUAGAAUCAGAUGUAAAAUUAUUACAAAAAGUCAAUGUAAUGGAUUAUUCAUUAUUAUUAGGGAUUCAUGAUGUUAAAAAAGGUAAUAGUGCUGAUAUUGAAAAACAAUUAUCAGUUUUUGAACCUAAAUCAUUUGAUAAACGAGCACUUAUAAAUACUAAUCCAAGAGAUUUAGAUCGUCAACAAGAUUUACCAAAUGAUGUAUUUCCUGGUCGAUCUAAAUAUGUAUUUUAUGGACAUGAUGGAGGAAUUCGUGCUACUAAUGAAGAAAAUAUUCCAACAUCAGAGAUUUAUUAUCUUGGUAUUAUUGAUUGUUUAACAAAUUAUUCUUUGAAAAAAAGAUUAGAAACAUGUUGGAGAAGUUUAAGUCAUCCAAGACAAACAAUCCUGGCGGUUCCUGCGAAAGAAUAUGGUGAUAGAUUUUUAGAAUUUAUAAAAAAAGGUACAACUCAAUUGAAAAAGAAACGGAAUUAG